AUGGAUGCAUCUGAUGAAGGCAUCCAUCUCCAACCAGUCAUACUCGAGCUCUGUCCUCUGGGCCAUCAACACCGUCCAGGAGCACUCUACCCGCUUUUACAAUCACUCCACACGCACUUUACACAAUGUUGCACCAUUGAUGAUCUAAAUGAGAGCAUGGGACUUGCUCAUGAAGCCAUUUCCCUGCUCUCCGAGGGACACCCUCAGCGUAGUAACUGCUUGAAUGAGUUGGCCGUCUCACUCACCUACCGCUUCAGUCACCAAGGUACAUUUCAUGACCUUGACGAGGCUAUCUCUGUAUAUGAACAGGUACUGCUUCUGCGCCCUGUUAGGCACGAAUCUCAUUGUUUCUCAUUGAGCAACCUAUCUACUGAACCUUCAUGCGGAGAUCGCAUCCGCGCGCCCAACCUGGUUAUAGCUCCGUCCUGGGGGGCAUAUGCAUUUUCAAUGAAUGGAAAAGCUCCCUGUACUCUGUACUUUCCAUGA
Molecule: messenger RNA, 486 nt
Organism: Suillus paluster
Lineage: Eukaryota; Fungi; Basidiomycota; Agaricomycetes; Boletales; Suillaceae
Exons: 1
Coding region: 1-486 (161 amino acids)
Source: RefSeq, a predicted model, not a curated record